AUGACUAAAAAAGUAUACUACCAUUUUCAGCGCCUAAACCAAGAACUGGACAUUUGGAAGAAGCUUCAGCACGUUCACAUCGUUCCGUUAUACGGAGUUGUCAAUGACAUGGGGCACUAUGCGUCGAUGGUUUCACCUUGGAUGGACAACGGCAAUGCGUCGAAGUAUUUUGAGGGGCAGGAUGUGCAGACUACACUACCAAGGAGGCUAAAACUUCUUUACGAAGUCGCUUCGGGUCUUGAGUAUUUACACUGUUUCUCACCUCCAAUAAUACACGGAGACCUCAAAGCCUCAAACAUCCUAGUAUCCGACUCCGGCCACGCACUCCUUACAGACUUCGGGAUAUCAACUCUCAUCGAAGAAGCCACAGGGACCGAACAAUCCGCGUCAACAUUUGCAGGUUCAGUCCGAUGGAUGGCGUUCGAGCUCUUCAACCCUUAUGGAUCAACCAGGUCUAUCGAGGAAAGUCAGGGCUCGGUACAAUUGACGACAUAUUCCGAUAUUUGGUCGUUUGGGAGUACAGUGUUAGAAGUCUUAAGUGGCAAACUCCCCUACUACUACCGCAAAAAAGACGUUCAAGUCGUACACGAGAUCCUCCUCGGCAUAAAACCUCUCCACGACAAACUCCGCUCGGCCUAUCCCAGUAUCUCCUCGGAAAUCUGGAGCUUCCUCCUAACGUGCUGGAAAGACGACCCGCGAAGUCGGCCCUCUAUAACUCACGUCAAAGAUACGAUCGGACACCUGUUCAAGGAAAGGCGACGUAUGGGUAUCGUUUUUAAUGAAGAAGGGUUUUUGUAG
Molecule: messenger RNA, 798 nt
Organism: Fomitiporia mediterranea MF3/22
Lineage: Eukaryota; Fungi; Basidiomycota; Agaricomycetes; Hymenochaetales; Hymenochaetaceae
Product: kinase-like protein
Exons: 5
Coding region: 1-798 (265 amino acids)
Biological process (GO): protein phosphorylation
Cellular component (GO): cytoplasm
Molecular function (GO): protein serine/threonine kinase activity; ATP binding
Source: RefSeq, a predicted model, not a curated record